AAAGUGGGAGGAGAGGAGAGAAGGAAUGUCCGAGCCGGGGCAUUGUGUUUGGUUAUCGCACAACCAGAGAGAGAGAGAGGAGGAGGAGGAGGAGGGGAGAGGAGACUGCUGGGAAGUAGAAACCCUCUCAGAAGGAGGUGUGACUCAGCCGUGGACGCAGGAGCAGCUCCUUCACGUGUGGAAGGAGAAUCGAGGAUCACUCAGACCAGUUUAUUUAUUCCAGCAGGACUUUUAAACAGCUUCAAACUCUCUUCAGAUGCUCGGAAAUCUGAUCUACCGAGUUAAAGAUCAGCUGAAAGUCUGUGAUCUGAGUCCGGAUCGACUGAUUCGACACCUGAUUGGUCGAGUCUGAUUGACUGCCUGGAUUCUCCUAAUUGACUAAUUGGAAGUUUUAAGCGCCUGAUCGACAGGUGAGUGGGUGGAGGUGAGGAUGAGCGCUGCAGCAGCAGGAGAGCUGGUGUGUGAAGGCUGGCUCAGGAAGUCUCCGCCAGAGAAGAAGCUGCGCCGAUAUGCGUGGAAGCGGCGCUGGUUCGUGCUGCGCAGCGGGCGGCUGAGCGGGGAGCCCGACGUCCUGCAGUACUACAAGAACCAGACGUCCCGCCGACCCAUCAGGACCAUCAACCUGAACCUGUGUGAGCAGGUGGACGCCGGCCUGACGUUCACCAAGAAGGAGCUGGAGAGCAGCUUCGUGUUCGACCUGCGGACCGAGGAGAGGACCUGGUACCUGGUGGCCGAGUCAGAGGAGGACAUGAACCGCUGGGUGUCCUCCAUCUGCCUGCUCUGUGGCUUCAACCCCACCGAGGACGUCCCGGAGAGGCCUCCUGUCUCCGCCUCCGUCACGGCGAUGACCCCGACCGGUGGCUCCGCCUCCACGACCACCGCCACGCUCCCGCCCCCCUACGACCCCGUGGGCGUGCGAAAUGCAGAAGACGACUACCUGUGGCUGUCACACUGCCAGAGUCACAUCAGGCCUCCUUUAGGUUCCUCCACCUCUCUUGAAACCGACUACAACGACAACCUCUACCCUCCUCCCUCCGCCACCUCCUCCUCCUCCUCCUCUUCCUCCUCUCCGUCCCUCCUUCCCAACGGCCUCCCGCUCCCAUCCUCCUCCUCCUCCUCUUCCUCCUCCGGCUUCAGGACCGCCCCCUGGUCCAUGUCGUCGGUGGCGGGCCCGUUCAGCCAGUCUCUGGACGCCAGCGCCACCUUGGACCACCAGAGACGAGCCGGCAAACCGCGCUGCCACCCCUCCCCCCACCCCAGGAAGCACUCGCUGGACUUCCACCUUCGCCCCGUGGCCAUCCCUCUCAGCGACGACACGCACGCUGCUGUGCACGCCGCCGUGCACGCUGCUGUGCACGCUCACUCCUACACCAACAGCGGCUACCAAAUCCCUCGCCCGGUGCAAUCACGACCCCCUCGCCGCCCCUCCUCCACCCCCAGCGUGGACUCCCUCACCCAGGCGGAGCUCCACGCCUCCACCCCGACGCCCCCUCCGCGCCCGCCCAAGCCCCAAGCUGUCGCAGCCCAGGGAGAGGGCUCGGCAGGGGGCACGGGGACCGCCAUGCUCCCCCGGUCCUCGGAGGAGGGCGGGCUGCCGAGGAGCAACACGAUGACCACGCCAGGACGCUCACACACGGGUUGUGAGUCGUUUUACGUCCCUCGCUCGCUGUCCGACAGAGCGAGCAUGUUUGAGUUCAGCGAGAGCUUCAACAGCUACUUUUUUAACAAAGGCAUGGUACCUCUGGGCAGUGUUUGCUCUGAAGAUGAUGACGUGGAUGAAAACUAUGUUCCCAUGAGUGCAGCGACCACGGAGCCUCCUGUGGCACCGAGGGUUCCUCCAGCAGCUCCGUCCGACUCGUCUCUCCACCUCCAAGACAACUACGUCCCCAUGACGCCGCUCACGCCGUCCCAUCCCCUUCACUCUGCGCCUUCUGCAGGCGACCUGGCGUCCCUGGGGAGGCAGGUCCCCCCGCCCGCCCACAUGGGUUUCCGUAACUCCCCGUUGACUCCCGUCGCCCCCGCCACCCCGCCGCUCCGCAGGAACACCGUAAACGCCCCGAAGGUGGAGGACAUGCCUCCUCCGAUCCACCGCAACCUGAAGCCACAACGCAGAGGAGUUUGUGUCGGUCCGUCGGCAGAGAGAACAGAUGCUCAGACUGCUGCAGAAACCUCACACAAGACAAGAGUGAAACCAGCUCCUCUGGACAUCACGUCAGUGCAGGACUGGCAGGAAGUCCCGCCCCCUGUCCGCUCACCUGUCACUCGAACCUUCACGCGAGAUCCGUCCAGCCGUCGGUCAGUGAGGCCGACCUCGGCUCACAGCUCGUCUCCUUCCUCCGACUCUGAUGACACUGAUGACAGCUACGUUGCCAUGACAACAACCUCCAACCUCAGCUUCAGCGCCGGGGAGUCGUCUCUGAGGCUGAUGCUGCACCGGGCCUCAGAGGGCGGAGUCAGCAGCCCGUUGCUACGGCGAGCCAAGAGUGACAAACAGGUGGAGUACCUGGACCUGGACCUGCACACGGGGCGGUCGACACCCACCAGACAGAAACGCUGCACGGCAGAAGGCGGAGGCGACGGCGAGCUUGGCGGAGCAGGCGAGGAGCGUGCACGUGGGGGGCGCACACGUGUGGACUACGUGGUGGUGGACCCCAAGAGGACCAAGGCCCUGAGGAACACCAGAGAAGCAUGGCAUGAUGGGAGGAUGUCCACGGAGAAGGAGAAGUGCUAGAGACAGACACACACUGUUUAGAAACCAGAACUGUUGUUUCAUUUCACUUCCCAUUACUUUAAAAACUCUAAUCACUGUUUGAUUCUGCUGCAGUAGGAAUAUGUCAGAAACACCAGCUGUACUGUGUGAGAAAUUACUCAUAAAGUUCAGUUUCUCAAGUUAAAACACAUAUUUUGCAAAGUUCAGUUUUUGUUUUAGCACGGUGAAGAUGGUUCUACAUCAACAUAUUUCAGGUAACAUUCUCUUAAAUCCAGCUUCCAUUAGUCAGGAAAACUGUUUUUUGGGAGAAUUUUGAUGAACUAGAUUCCUCCAGAGCA
Centropristis striata (black sea bass) is the source of this 3048-nucleotide messenger RNA. RefSeq names its product GRB2-associated-binding protein 1-like. The coding region runs from base 431 to 2731 and encodes 766 amino acids. The record is from RefSeq and is a predicted model, not a curated record. NCBI's taxonomy places the organism in Eukaryota, Metazoa, Chordata, Actinopteri, Perciformes, Serranidae. The transcript has 13 exons.